CAAGGAGCGAAUGAAGAAUGAGCUUGCGAGGAAUGAGUGUGUGUGUGAAAGAGAGAGAAAUACAGUGAGAGACAGAGAAAGAAAAGAGCUGUGCUUUUGUUUCCUCCGAGCUCACGUCCCGUUUCCCCCCUGAUCUCCCUGGGAAAUUCGGUUCAAUAUUUUUUCUCCUUUCUCGUUACUCGUGUGUCUCCCCGUUUCGGGAGGAGGGUGAGAAAUAGACUGAACGAGAGGGAGGAGGAGAAAACCUCAGGCAGAGAAAGAGAGAGGGGGAAAUAGCUCUAGCCCGUAGCCAGACUUUGCCUGCUUAUUCAGCGCCGAGUGCUGCACUGCGCCGUUUCCAGUUGUGGGAUGUUGAGAUCUGCCUUUGGCUGCACUUCUCGCGCUCACAUAAAGACUCUUUAGACAUUUUUAUGCUCGUUUUCUUGGAGGAGGAGUGAGAGAGGGAGAGACUGGCCAGACCUAUUAGCCUGGAGCCUGAAACACACACACACACACACACACACACCAACUCUCUCUCUAUCUAUCUCUCUCUCCGACACACACACACUUGUACACUCCUCCAGCUCCGUGCUGCACCAAGGUAACAGUGAGUGGAUUUAGCUUUAGCCAUCUGGAUCGGAGAGCGCAGAGAAAACCUCUCUGCUGCACAGAGAGAGGGGGGGGAAAGGACCAUGCAGCACUAAAAAACACAGAGAGAACCAAAGAGUGAAAGAGAGAACGACACACACACACACACUGAGAGAGGAUGGCCACCGCAGUGUUUCAGGUGUCUUCGUCUUGUGUUCCAGCGACAAACUACGAGCUGGCACCGAGCAGUGACCUCCCUCUCAAACAUGUAGACACCAUGGGCUCAACAAAGUCUUCAAAGAGCAUGGAGUCACGGCGCAGACCAUCGAGGAGUGUGAGUCUGCUGCAGGCCCUGGAUGAGAGCUACGAGUUGGACCUGAUCUACAUCACAGAGAGGAUCAUCUCCGUCUCCUUCCCCAGCAGUGUGGAAGAGCAGAGCUACGCCGCCAACCUGCGGGAGGUCGCCUCCAUGCUGCGCUCCAAACACGGCCACAACUACCUGCUCUUCAACCUCAGUGAGAAGCGUUAUGACAUCAGCCAACUUAAUCCAAAGGUGUUGGACUUCGGCUGGCCUGACCACCAUGCUCCAGCCCUGGACAAAAUCUGCAGCAUCUGCAAGGCCAUGGACACCUGGCUGAGUGCGGACAGCCACAAUGUGGUGGUCAUACACAACAAGGGCAAUCGGGGCAGAACUGGAGUGGUGGUGGCAGCCUACAUGCAUUACAGCAACAUAUCUGCCAGUGCUGACCAAGCUCUGGACAGGUUUGCCAUGAAGCGCUUCUAUGAAGACAAAGUGCUUCCUGUGGGCCAGCCAUCUCAGAAAAGGUAUGUGGAGUACUUCAGCGGCUUGCUCUCCGGACACAUCAAGAUCAACAACAAACCCCUGUUCCUACACCAUGUCAUCAUGCACGGCAUUCCCAACUUCGAGUCUAAAGGAGGUUGUCGUCCUUUUCUCAAAAUCUACCAGGCCAUGCAGCCCGUGUACACAUCUGGCAUCUAUAAUGUUCAGGGUGACAGCCAGACCAGCAUCUGUAUCACCAUUGAACCUGGUCUUCUUCUGAAAGGGGACAUCCUGCUCAAGUGCUACCACAAGCGCUACCGUAGCCCGUGCCGAGACGUGAUAUUCCGGGUGCAGUUCCACACCUGCGCUGUUCACGACCUGGGGAUUGUGUUCGGGAAAGAUGAGCUUGAUGAGACGUUCAAAGAUGACAGGUUUCCAGAAUAUGGAAAAGUGGAGUUUAUUUUCUCCUUUGGACCAGAGAAGAUACAUGGUCAAGGUGUGGAUCAGCUGGAAAAUGGGCCGAGCGUCUCGGUUGACUACAACACACAAGACCCUCUGAUCCGCUGGGACUCCUACGAAAACUUCAAUCAGAGUUGUGAGGACAACACAGACGAGGUCAUCCAUACCGAAGGGCCCCUGGACGGCAGCCUCUAUGCCAAAGUUCGCAAAAAGGAGUCUGUUGAAGGAACGGUCACGGCGAACGGCCUCCCGCCCACUGCUGCUGAACACGCCCUACCUGCGGUUGACCAUGCCUUGUCGGUGAGCAGCGACUCAGGAAACUCUACUGCCUCCAUCAAAACUGACCGAACUGAUGAAGCGGCAGCCGCUCCACAGGCUUCCACGGUGAGCCAACAAACGCACGUUCCUGUAGGUGAGGAGCUGCCCUCGGUCCAUCAACACGCCCCGCCUGCACAACAGCCAAUCAGUCCCCAAGAGAAACAGGAGCUGGAGCAGCUGCUGAGCGGCUUGGAGGGGCCCAUGCAUCGACAGGGCUACCUGUCCACCCCGCCCUCUGCUGUUGGAGGCAUGCUUCACCUGGUUCCUGCCCAGGUCCAUGUCAAUGGGCACAAUAGCAUUGACCGGGAGACGGACAUUUUAGAUGAUGAGCUGCCCACCAGUCAAGAGGGCAACAGUGUGGACAGUCUGGGGACGUUCUCUUCCACAGACGGUCGGGCUACACCAGCUGAUCUUUACUACCAGCCCGAGUCACUUGUCAAUGGCCAGGACCAUGUGCCAUAUCUGGAGCGCAGUGUCCCAGAAAAGCCUCUGGAAACCGUCCAGUCACAGGUUGGCAUACCCAAAAAAUCUGUCACUCUGACCCAUAGUGAUUCAGCGCCAUUCUCUGGUAAUUACAUGGCUACCCAGAAUGGCAAUUUGUACCACUCUCAGUCAUUUGGUGCAGAGCCAAACUCUAUGCCACCAGCUCCCACCCGCACCACCAGUAGCAGGGAUGCCGUCCAGCGUGGUCUCAACGUUUGGCAGCAGUUCGGCGUACCAGAGGAGCCAGUGACUGAAGGCCUCAUUUUUAGUCCGCCUCCUACUGUAGCAGCGAUGCCCAGCCACCACAGCCUCCCACAGUUUCCUCAUCGCCACAGCGCCUCCCAGCAAGAAAUUGAGCAAUCUAUUGAAACCCUUAAUCUCCUCAUGUUGGACUUGGAACCAGGCCGUCCGCUGGUGCCAAAGUCCCAAAGUGCUCCACUGCGGGAAAACAGUGUUGUAGUGACCACCCAGCCGUCCUUUUCCCAGAGCCAACCCAGGCCCUCCCCCCAGCCCGACGCCGCCAUUCACACCCACUUUUCUGGCCCCGUGUCCAGCCUGGCCGGCCACUCGUCACCGGCUCAAGUGUCACCUGGGAAGCCUACUACACCGGAGCCUGCACCUAUCCAGGGAUCUCUGAGUUACACGUCUGAAAGGGCUGGAACGAGUCCUUCCCAACAAGCCUCCCCCACUGUAGCUGGUCACUUCCAGAUCAAACCCAUCAACAGCUAUCCACCAAGCACGUUGUCCCAGUCUGCAGAGGUCUCUGAGCCCCAGAGAAGCCCUAGCGCUGCCUCAGCAUCACCCCAGCCAAGAGAAAGUGAGCAAGAUGAAGUCUUCAACGUUGAAGGUCUGGUGGCCCAAAGAGUGGCUGAAUACUCGGCUCGUGUCCAACGUGUCAUCCCCAGCAUGACCUCUUCUCAGUCUGAGCACCGCCGCUCUCACUCCCUCUCGGGUGUCCAGGCCCGCGCAGUGUUCUUGGACGACCCAGCGACCCUGCCCCGCCACCGCAUCGCCAGCGACGGCCACUACCAGAACGCAUCCGACGACGGCCACUCUCCCGAUGUCCCACUUCGGUCCCCCAUCCGCUGUGUUUCUCCAGAGUUCGUCAACGCCUUAGCGAUGAACCCCGGAGGACGACCUAAGGAGAGACACAUGCACAGCUACCGUGAGGCCUUCGAGGAGAUGGACGGCGGCCCCAUCAGUCCUACACCCGUAGUUGGUGGUGAGGUGUUUCCCCAAACCCCUGCCUUCCCCAUCUCGCCGCAAACCCCUUACUUCAACCUGUGUCGGUCACCUCCUGGUCUUGCCAGGACUCCACUGUCAGCGCUGGGUUUGAAGCCCCACAACCCAGCAGAAAUCCUCCUCAAUCAAACAGGCUCAGAUGAUGAGAGCAGUGAGGAUGAGGAAGCACCAAGAAGCUAUGUGGAGUCUGUGGCGAGGUCGGCAGCGGCGGGCGGGGAGCAGCCCACGCCGCCUCGGAGCCUUAGCCCACCGGGAGAGACUACAGGCCAGCAGAGGAGUCCAAGCCCCUCCUCCCACACGCUGAACCCACCUUUGUCCAGCAGCAGCCCCAUCCAGAUCUCCCAGAGUGAUCACCCCUUAGCAGAGAGCAACGUUAGCACUCCGUCCCAACCCACUACUGAUUCGGGCUUCCGCUCCCAGGCUACAGAGAGUGCCUACCCCACUCCCACCCCCUCAUACCAAGCCCUGAACACCCCCGCUUCUUCCUACCUAGACUCCAGUUCUCCGACCUCUUCCUACCUUGGCACUACUACCCCUACACUAUCCUACCUUGGCCCCAACAUCAUGCUGGGGAGCUAUGCGACCUCAGAUCCCAGACCGCCCGCCUCAGAACCCUUCCAGACAACGCUCAGCCACGGAAGUCCCCGUGCACAGCACCGGACCAACGUCCUUGGCUCCCCCUACAACCCCCUCCUCCAGCAGCGCUCAUGUGCUAUUCAGGAUGGUUCUAUCAUAAUGGGCCAGCAAACAUCACCUGCUAACGGCUUUGAUUUGGGCAUGAUGGGUCUCGGUAGCAGUCCCAUCCUCGGUCGUCGUCCGUCUCAGGGAGCUCAGAGCAGCCCAGUCCUCAGCAGACAGGCCUCUUCGGGACCGGGGCCUCAGCGGAGCCCGGUCCUCAGCAGACAGCCGUCCCUGGGCCAUCCCAUGCAGAGCAGCCCCGUGCUCAGCCGACAGCCGUCCAUCACGAACCCCCAAGGAAGUCCAGUUUUGGGUCGUCACCCUUCUGUAUCGCAGGUGUCCCAGAGAAGCCCCAGUCUGGACCGUCACCCUAUGCACAGCGGUUACACCACCCCAGAUGAGAGACACGGGAACCUGUCACGACAAAGCAGCUCCUCGGGCUACCAGGGACCACCCACUCCCUCCUUCCCCAUCUCGCCUGCAGGCUACCAAGAUGGGGGGAUGAUGGGGAUGGGGAUGGGUGUAGGGUUCCGGCAGGGCAGCCCAGCCCCUGGUUUCCAGCCUCAGCUUCCAGAAAAGAGGCGCAUGUCGAGCGGCGAUAGACCGAACGGAGCAGUGUCCUACGGCACGCUGAACGGGAAGAUUAUGUCCCCAGCAGUGAGUGGAGGAAGCAAUCCCGGCUACUUCCACACCCUCUCUGACUUCUCCAGGUUCAAUAUGCCCGAUGGAAGUCCUGAGAGCAGGCUGAAUGUCAAGUUUGUCCAAGACACGUCCAAGUUCUGGUACAAGCCAGACAUUUCCAGGGAGCAAGCUAUUGGCCUGCUGAGAGAGAGGGAGCCUGGAGCCUUUGUUAUCCGGGACAGUCACUCGUUCAGAGGGGCGUACGGCUUGGCAAUGAAGGUGGCCUCUCCUCCACCGUCAGUGCAUCAGAACAAGAAAGGUGACAUCAACAACGAGCUGGUGAGGCACUUCCUGAUCGAGAGCAGCCCUAAAGGAGUGAAGCUGAAGGGGUGUCCCAACGAGCCUUACUUUGGCUGUCUGUCCGCCUUGGUCUACCAACAUGCUAUCACACCACUGGCCCUACCCUGCAAACUACUUAUCCCUACCACAGAUCUUAUUGAAGAAGUGCCAGAAGUCGCCACACCAAAUCCACUGGCCGAAAGGCUGAAACAAGGAGCAGUGCAGAGGGCCCCUGCUGAUUCCCAUGCAUGCAACGUGCUCUACAUCAACUCAGUGGAGAUGGAAUCACUGACGGGCCCUCAGGCUGUUGCCAAGGCCAUAUCUGAGACACUGGCUGCCGCUUCUCCAGCUCCUGCCACCAUUGUGCACUUCAAGGUGUCUUCGCAAGGCAUCACGCUGACCGACAACCAGAGGAAGCUUUUCUUCCGACGCCACUAUCCUACCAACACUGUCACGUUCUGCGAUACUGACCCUCAGGACAGAAAGUGGAACAAGCCUGAGGGAGGCACGGCCAAGCUGUUUGGGUUUGUGGCGCGUAAGCAGGGAAGCACAACGGACAACGUCAGCCACCUCUUCGCCGAGACGGACCCCGACCAGCCCGCCAGCGCUAUCGUCAACUUCGUCUCGAAGAUGAUCGCCGCGCAGAAACGAUGAGAGCUGUCAGCAAAAAAAAACCGGCGUGCUUUUUUUUUUUUUUUUAACGCCUUUGGUUAUUUCCUUGCCCUUUAACCUCAGACACUUAACUUUCUGUUUUGAACAAUUUAGCAUUUGGUUUUACGCGUCACCUUAUUUUUCCUGCUCUUUUUACAUUUGCGUGCGUGUCUGCGUGUGUUUGUGCAUGAAAGACGGAGAGUGUGUGGUGUAUGUAUGUGUGUGAGCGGCUUGCAUGCAUGUGCUUUUCUUCUUGGACGGACUCCAGAAUGGACCAGAGGAAGUGCAGGGAUGGGGCGUGGCUGUGUGUGACAAUGGGACGGGAGGCGAUUGGGAUCUCCCCUGGCAGGGUAACGCAUGAAACAGGAAGAGGGAAUGACAACGUGUGUGCAAAUGUUAUUUUUUAGCAAUUGUUUCAGUUUUUUAUUUUUUUAAAAGAAGAAGUCAAGUUGUGUGAUGUAAAGGUGGAUUGUAAAUCUAUCAGGCUUUUGACCAGUCAACCAAAGAUUUUAAAAAAAGUAGUCAGGGCGUGUAUAGUGUGCCACUGUCUGAGGGGUCGGAAGUAUUCUUUUGUAAAAACAAAUAUGGCUGCUUAAUCAAAAAUACUGAACUGUUUCUUUUCUGUAUGUACUGAUACUGUAGGUCAAUUCUGCACCGUCGCCGUCUUGCGAACAAUGUUGUCGGACAUUUUUUGCGGCUGGCGAGGUCUGUGUAAAUAUUCUAGGUUGCUUUAUGAGUAGGACUGUUCUAGAUGACAUUUGGUGCCUGACUUUCUUUUUGUAAUGCAGAGCUGCGUAGGAAAAAAAGAAGAACAUGAAACUUUCCGAGGCUCUUAAAUAUGCAAAAUAGCCAAACUUGGACAUAAGGUUGCUCUCCAAAAUUCCCACGGGUCCUUCGAUAUAGUAGUGCAACGGAUGUUAUUCCUCUGAAGUGCAGCUAGAGUCUGACAUUUAUCGGCUAAAACUGUUUCUCUUGUGCGUCAUCACUGAAGUCACUGAAUCACAAAGUCUCUUGAUCGCUUUGGUCAGACAAGUAAAGGAGAGGAUCUGCCAUCAUUUUCUGUUCAGCACAUCGCCACACUAUUCCACUCAUUACUGAAGGGCCUAACGUUUUUUUUGUGAGGACGAUCUUUAUAGAAAAGUCUAGUCCUGCUAUACCGCUCUUCAGUUUUCUGUGUUCAAACUUUCCGUCAAUAGAAAAGAAGCUCUUUGCGUCAGCCGGCCAAAACUGUUAACAACUCACACCCUACCCAAAAGUAAGCUAUACAUAUAAAUAUACAUAUAUAUAGAUAUAUAUUAAAAAAAAAACUUCCAAACAGUGACUUAAGAUAUUUAUUUUUUUGCUUUGUUGCUCUGUAUACAUGUAUUAUAAAGUAUACAUCAAGAUUACUGAAAACGAGAAGAAAAGCUUUUUAUUUUGGCUAAAGUCAAGUGCAUUGACAUAUAUAUAAGGUGUAAAGUGUGUGCAUUUCAAACUGUUGUUUUUUUAUGUUUUUUUCACAGCAUUACUUCCUUUUGUUAACAUUCUUGUUUUCUUGGGGAGGCUUUGUUUUUGUUUUUUUAAGUGAGGCGAAAAUAUUUUGUAUGAAAGAUUGCUGUUACUAAAGUCCAAAUUGGAGUUAUCCUAAAGCGAUGCCAACACAAUUGUUUUAUUAACUUAAACCUGCCUAGAAAAUACAUUGUCCAAGUUUAGCACUUAAAUGUUGAAGUAUUAUCGGUGUGUUUCUACAUGUCAAAAAAGAGAAGAUAUGGACAGACCCUCAUUUCAUGUCAUAAUAAUUGCAUGUGUGGAGGCAGACUUAACUAGUUCCUGUAGUUCUACAGUAACCUCAGCGUUGGUUCUGGAGCUUGUUCAUGGAAAACUAGUCAGAUCAGUAAGUAGCUGCUGCUGCCCUCAUGUGGUGCGGAAAAAUCAUUACAAAAGGAACCACUUUUAUUCUAACAGUGUUUUAGCUGUGAUUAUGGCACGUAAAAAGGGUAAACGUUUGAGUUAAGUAAUCUGAUCACUGAGAAAAUGAACUUCAAUUUUAAUUGCAUAUGCUAAUUUUCAUAACAAAUUAGUUUUCUUUUGCAUUUUAAAGGGGACAUAUUAUGAUUUUUUUUUUUUUUCAUUAUUAUGAAAAACUCACUUUUUCAGUGCUUAUGCAUAUACAUUUGAGUAUCUGGAGUGCAUACCAACCCGGAAACUGUGAAAUAAGACAACCCAGUCAGUUUUCUGGUAGGGUGGCUCGAUGAGAAAACGUGUGAUUCAACAAGACAUUCAGAUUUGGCUCCCCUUCCUAUGUCACAUGCAGGCUCAUUAGAAUAUACCGCCCACAGCUUGAGAACUACCUUUGCAAAGGUGCACCAUAUUUUUCUCGCAAGCAAAUCAGAGCAUACUGGGCUUUUUCUUAAAGAGACAGGCGCUAAAACGGAGUGUUUCAGACAGAGGAGGAAUACAGGUAUAUUCAGAUGGACAGAAUAAGAAAAAUAAUGUGUUUUUUGAACAUUAAAGCAUGUAAACAUGUUCUAGUAGAAACCCAAAAUACAACAAUAUGAACCUGGAACUGAGCAUGAUAUGUUCCCUUUAAAGUCCCAUUCAUUCAAGGAUUGAGUAGUAGCGGUUAUGACACCCUCCUUUAUGCCUGAUGCUCUAGGAUCACUUGGCAGCAUGAUGUAAACUAAUUAAAAAAGGGUUAGUUACAUUCUGACUCAAAUGUACUUCUUAAAAAAAUAAAUAAUAAUUCAGCACUUACAGGGCUUUUGUAUCUGACUAGAAUGUUCCAUUAUUUAUUAGCAAGAGCCUGCAUGCUCAAGUCAAGUUAUCUUAACGCUGCUGACUGUAAUCCGUACACAGUAUCCUCAAGUCUUACUCAACCCAGCCAGUUCCAGAAAGAUGCCCAUCGAUAGUUAUCAUCAGGUUUUGAUUUUCACGUGACGACUGACUGUGUCUUGACAGAGGAAUCUAUAUUUUUUGCCUUCAAAAUGCUCGUUGAGAAGAGAGGAUGUCCUCUUCUUCAAACUGAAUGUUCGCCAUUUGUUUGCCAAGAUGGAAACUCUAGUGGCGUCUGCCCACUUUGACAGAUCAGCCCGGACUGUAGAAUGUGUGUGAAUGAGCUACUAUGCCUGUAUAGAGCUUUGUCAUUUUUUUUGGUUUGCUACAUUGUAUGGCUUUUACUAUUUCUGAUGGAAAAAAAAAACACAUUAAAAAGCAGUACAAAUCAAAAAUGUA
Sebastes umbrosus (honeycomb rockfish) is the source of this 9349-nucleotide messenger RNA. RefSeq names its product tensin 1b (gene tns1b). Lineage: Eukaryota; Metazoa; Chordata; Actinopteri; Perciformes; Sebastidae. Bases 746 to 6142 code for a protein of 1798 amino acids. Gene Ontology annotation, molecular function: protein binding. The transcript is spliced from 33 exons. Gene Ontology annotation, biological process: fibroblast migration. The record is from RefSeq and is a predicted model, not a curated record.